UUUUGGGGUCGCAGGAGGGGGAAGGGGCGGCGGGACGGCAUGGGGCAUAUGGUCUGAGCCACGGGAUUUCGAGAUCAGCCUGGCGAAGGAAGAGUUUGAGGAGGGACCAAUCAUCCCGGGGUGGACGGGGGAACCGGGCUAGCACUGCGCCGCCUUAGGUUUGGGGUCGACUGCUCCCUUCAUCCUCAGGCUUGGAAAGAACGGUUCGGGGCUGGCAGCACCGCCUUUGAGACACACAUCUCCCAGUUUGGGAGACUCGAUUCCGGGCAGUCGCGGAUUGAUGAUGUUUAAUUCUUUCAAGGCAGACGCCCACCCACUUCUGUACUAAUUUCAAAGUUUUGUCUGAAGUCACCUCUAUAAAGAGCUUCAGAAGAGAGAACUGCAUAGAAAAGGAAGGAAUAACCUCUGGACUAUUUCCAUUAGAGUUCCAGCUCAGGAAGAGAAUAAAUAAAAGUGCCGCUGUGUUCAGAAAGCCCAGGAGUGGAGACCAUGGAGACUUUGACCUCAAGACAUGAGGAGAGAGGUUCAGGUCAAUCAUCUAAGAGCUCAGAGAAGGCUGCACUUCUUCCUCAUGGCUUCUUUCUCUUCCUGCAGCGAUUCAUUCUCAAGCCUCAGCCCCUUGCCAAGGAGAAGAUAAGACCAACUUUCAGGAGUCGUUGACGUUCAAGGACGUGGCUGUGGUCUUCACCGCGGAGGAGCUGGAGCUGUUGGACUGUGACCAGAGGAAGCUAUACAGAGAUGUGAUGCUGGAGAGCUUCAGGAACUUGGUCUCUGCGGGGCAACAGCCUUUCAAAUCUGAUAAGAUACUCCAUUUGGAACAAGAUAAAGAAACUUCAGUGACGAAGAGAGAAGCUGUAAUGGAUGCUUAUCCAGGAGACAAGAAUGAAAAGGAUAUUGAGUAUAUUCAAGAAAAAGAAUUAAAAGUCCUUUUAUACAAAGAGCUUUCAUACUGGAAACUGUGGGAACAGGUGACUGGUGAAUUAACUGGGACUCAGGACCGUCCAAUAAAUCUUCAGGGGAAAGAUUUCCAGUUUUCAGAAGAUGCUUCUCACUGUCAAGGGUGGGAGGACAAAUCUACUCAGUGUUUUCAGAUUGAGGAUGUGGUGGACAGUCUUCAAGAGAAUGGUCCCAUCAGUGUAGAAAAUAAAGGGUUUCCAGCCUGGAAAAGUGUGAGCCCGGUCCCCAUUCAGGAAUCUUGGGCCAUUGUGAAUGAGCCUUGGAAUGUUCAAGGAGGGUGUAAAAAAAUCAACAUGGAAGAUACACUGUAUAAACGUGAUUGGGAUGAUCAUGGCUUCUGCUGGAUAUCACAUUGCCACGGUGAUCACAGACUGUCUGAACCUUAUAAAUGCGAUGAGUAUCAAAAUCACUGUGUUGGCGAGGCAAUACUUUGUCACGGUAACCCUAGUGAGAAUGGCUUUAAAAGCGAGGAAGGUGGAAAUGGCUUCAGGGAUGAUUCCAACCCUCCCACUCAUCCACGAGUGCACUUGGAAGAGGAACCCUAUGGAUAUCAGGAAUACGUGAGGCAGAGUGCCUGUCCUGACAGACACCAAAGUAUCCCCUUAGGAGGGCUAUCAGCUGUAAGUGUUGAGUGUGAUCACGGCUCCAGGCAAAGUGUUGACCCUCUUAAGGUCUACACAGAUGAGAUGCCCUACAAAUGUGAUGUCUGUGGGAAGGGGUUCAGGUAUAAGUCCGUUCUCCUUAUUCACCACGGAGUGCACACAGGAAAGAAACCCUAUGAAUGCGAGGAGUGUGGUAAGGCCUUUGGCCGCAGUUCCAACCUGCUUGUCCAUCAGAGAGUCCACACAGGAGAGAAACCAUAUAAAUGCAGCGAGUGUGGAAAAGACUUCAGUUACAGCUCCGUACUUCAAGUCCAUCAGAGUCUGCACACGGGAGAGAAGCCCUACACAUGCAAUGAGUGUGGCAAAGGGUUCUGUGCCAAGUCCGCAUUGCAUAAGCACCAGUACAUCCACCUAGGAGAAAAGCUUGAUGGCUGUGUCGAGUAUGGAAAAAAAUUGACUUGUAGCUCACCUCUUAGCAGUCACCAGAAAACGCACACAAGAGAGAAACCCUACCAAUGUGACGAGUGUGGUAAAAGUUUCAGUUACAACUCGUACCUUCAAGCUCAUCAGCGAAUUCACACGGGGCAGCGCAUCUAUGAGUGUGGUGUAUGUGGUGAGAGUUUCAGUUACAGCGCAGGGUUUCUCAUGCAUCAGAAACUGCACACAGGAGAGAAACCCUUCAAAUGUGAGUGUGGGAAGGGCUUCGGCCGAAGCUGGGACCUCCAAGUCCAUCAGAGGGUCCACACCGGAGAGAAGCCCUUCACGUGCCUCGAGUGUGGGAAGGGCUUCUGGCGGAUCUCAGACCUUCACAGUCACAAGAAAGUCCACACUGGAGAGAGGCCCUACGUAUGUGAUGUGUGUGGUAAAGGUUUUAUUUUCAGCUCUGACCUCCUCAUUCAUCAGAGAGUCCACACAGGAGAGAAACCCUAUAAAUGUCCUGAGUGUGGCAAAGGCUUCAGUUAUAGCUCAGUACUUCUCAUUCACCAGAGAGUCCACACAGGUGAGAAACCUUAUAAAUGUGAAGAGUGUGGCAAGGGCUUUAGGUGCACCUCAAAUCUUCACAAACAUCAGCGAGUCCACACAGGAAAGAAACCCUAUACGUGUGAUGAAUGUGGCAAGGGUUUCAGUUACAGCUCAAAUCUUCGCACCCAUCAGAGAUUACACACGGGAGAGAAACCCUACACAUGCUUUGAGUGUGGAAAAGGCUUCAGGUUCAGCUCGGGUCUGCUCAGCCACGAGAGAGUGCACACGGGAGAGAAACCAUAUAGGUGUGAUAUAUGUGGGAAGAGCUACAGUCAGAUCUCACAUCUUUACGGCCAUCAGAGGGUCCACACGGGAGAGAAGCCCUAUAGGUGUGAAGAGUGUGGGAAGGGCUUUAGUCAAAGCUCCUCUCUUCAGGUCCAUCAGAGAGUCCACACAGGAGAGAGACCCUAUAAAUGUGAGGAGUGCGGGAAAAGCUACACUCAAAGCUCACGUCUGCGAAAUCAUCAGAGAGUGCAUUUUAAGUGAGAAAUGUUAUAAGUAGAUGUAAGUUGAGGACUCUAGUUAGAACUCAGGACAUUAUAUUUAUUUGAGAGCCAACGCAGGAGAAAGACUUUAUGAAGGUGAUGUGUAUGAAGGGCUGCUUUAGAGGCUGAAUUUUUCAGAGUCAUCAGCUCAUCUACAGAGGAAGGGAAGAUCUGAAGUUUUGAUAGAGUGAGCACUUUAGUCACAAACUUUAGUCUUCAAGACUCUGUUGUACAGCAGAAUAAUCCUUAAAAAAAUGGCACUUAAGUUGGGUUCUCUAUGGAAGCAAGAGCAAUGAGCCAUAUAUAUAUACAUACAUAUAUAUAAAAAAAGAACCCAGUUCCGUCGUGUCGUUUCCAACUCAGCGAUCCUAUAGGACAGAGUAGAACUGCCCCCAUAGAGUUUCCAAGGAGCGUCUGGCGGAUUUGAACUGCCAACCCUUUGGUUAGCAGCUGUAGCUCUUAACCACUACGCCACCAGGGUUUCCAUAUAUAUGUAUACAUACAGAUAUAUAUAUGUAUGCAGCAAGUGAGAGAGAGAUUUAUCUCAAUGAAAUGUCUCAUAUGGCUGUAGAGGCUGGCAGGUCCCAAGUCUGUGGGUCAGGCAUCAGGUAGGAGGCUUCUCCUGAGUCAGGUAGCUGCUGGGGCUGACAAACCCAAGAUCAGUAGGUCAGAUGGCAGGCUGCUGGCUCAUAGCCGGCAGAGGCCAAUGAAUCCCAAGAUUGGCGGACAGCAUGGCAGACUGUUGACUCAAAUCCUGAGAACUGGAGGCCAGGUGAUGACGAUCCAGAGAGAGCAAAAACCAGCCAGCUUUGCUGGAAUAUCCAUGUAUAUUGGAUGCAGACCGAGGACACUCCCCUUACAACUAAUCUGAUCACAUCAGAUCACAUCAUGGAGGUCAUUACAUUAUAUCACAGAUUGGAAGAUAACUACAUCAUUACAUAACCUACAAACUACAUCAUUACACAACAGCCAAACCACUGAGAAUCAUGGCUCAGCUAAGUUAGCACACAACCUUAACCAUUGCAAUCCACCCCUUGUCAAACUGAUACCUGUACACAUCUCCUUAAACCUUACACAAUCUCUGAAUAUAUUUGCAUCAUAUGUGUACCUAAUGUGAUACAAGUAACAUGCAUACAACUGAAAACACACUAGCCCUGUUUACUACAUCUUAUAUUUUGUAAGUGAAGAAAAUAAAAAUAUUUGAUGAAAGUAUACAAGUAAGGAAUACUGCUAACAGUUCCAGUCCUUGUUUCUGCAACUGGCCACAUGGUUAUAACUGGUAUUUAGAAAAACCUUUCCCCCCCAAGUCCAUAUUCCUUUUGCCCUCAGCAAGCACGUCAGCUGGUUGUGGUUCUUUGCAUGAUGGGGUGACCCAAACCUUCAUUCCUGAAGGAUCUGGACCCUUAGUAGUCAUGUCAGAAUUGAGUUACUGUAGUUUUCCAUUGACUUUAAUCAUAAGGCAUGGUAGUACUAGGAGUCUUCGUAAUGGAUCUCCCAUAUUCCAGACAUACUGUUUUUCAUUGCUAUUAUGUGACAUCAAUUCAGUUUUCCCUUGGUAAUCAGGAUCAGUCACACCAGACAGCAGUUCACUUUGCCAGCUGAUCCAGAGGCAUGAUGAGCACAAAGUGGUUGGGCAGCAUUCUUAACUCCCAGUUCAAUGGAUUCAGUGUUGUGUCUCUGGUAGAAGCAUUCUUUCCUUUGGAACUAAGACCUCUAGAGCCACAGAGCACAGGGCAGUGGGAACAGGAGGCAAACAUUUUGUGAGUGGGUUACUAGGGGUAAUAGUGGUGCUGUUCCCAUUUCCAUUCCUUAAUUCCUAGACCCAUGAAUCCUGACUAUGGGAGAAACAGCACCAUAUGUUGGAUGCUGGUUUAGAGCAUAUACAGCCACCUGGAGAGCACUGCCCCAACCCUACGAAGUAUUGCCAGCUAGCUGGCACCAUAAUUGUGUCUUUAGAAGGCCAUCCCAUCGUUCUAUCAGGCCAGUUGGUUCAGGAUGAUGGGGAACAUGGUAAGACCAGUGAAUUACAUGAGCAUGGGCCCAUUCCUGUGCUUUAUUUGCUGUGAAGUGAGUCCCUUGGUUUGAGACAGUGCUGUGGGGAAUACCAUGACAGUGGAUAAGGUAUUCUGUAAGUCCAUAGAUGGUAGGUUUGGGAGAAGCAUUGCAUGCAGGGAAGGCAAAUCUGUAUCAAAAGUAAGUCUAUUCCAGUAAGAACAAAAUGCUGUCCUUUCCAUGGUGGAAGUGGUCCAAUGUAAUCAACCUCUGCCAGGUUUGCUGACUGAUCACCUCAAGAAAUGGUGCCGUAUUGGAGACUCAGUGUUGGUCUCCGCUCCCGGAAGAUUGGGCACUCAGCAGUGGCUGUUGUGAAGUUGGCCUUGUUGACUGGAAAUCCAUGUUGCUGAGCCCCUGCGUAACCUCCAUCCCUGCCACCAUGGCCGCUUUAUUCAUGAGCCCACUGGGCAAUGACAAGAGUGGCUGGGGAAAGAGGAUGACUGGUUUCCACAGAAUGCAUCAUCCUAUGCACUUGAUUGUUAAAAUCCUCCUCUGCCGAGGUCACCCUUUGGUGAACAUUCAUGUGAGACACAAAUGUCUUCAUUCUUUGACCCAUUCAGAGAGGUCUGGCCACAUAUCUCUUCACCAUACUUUUUUGUCUCUAAUUUUCUAAUCAUGUUCCUUCCAAGUCCCUGACCAUCCAGCCAAACCAUUGGCCACAGCCCAUGAAUCACUGUACAAUCACACAUCUGGCCAUUUCUCUUUUCAAGGAAAGUGAACAACCAUGUGCACUGCUCAAAAUUCUGCCCUUUGGGAGAAUUUCGUUUUGCUGUUCUACAGUGAGAUCCCAGAAAGGGGUUUUACUGCUGCCUAGAAAUUUAACUGAGGUGGAAGGGGCUGGAAUUUUUAUCAGAUUAAUUUCCCACACUCUAGCAUGCAAAUGUUUUGCCAGUAUGUCCAGAGUCAUUGAGACUUUUUAGUCCAAUUAGAAUAAUGUCAUCAAUGUAAUGAACUAGUGUGAUAUGGAAGGAAAAGACGGUCAAGGUCCCUGCAGCCUAAACUGUGACAUAGGGCUGGAAAGUUGAUAUACCCUUAAGACAGGACAGUGAAGAUGUGUUGCUGGACUUGCCAGCUGAAGACAAACUGCUUCUGGUGUUCCUUUAAAACUGGAAUCAAGACAAAGCCACUAACCAGAUCAAUAGCUGCAUACCAGGUACCAGGAGAUAUAUUAAUUUGCUCAAGGAAUGAAACCACAUCUGGAACAGCAGUGGCAAAUGAAGUCACCACCUGGUUAAGUUGACAAUAAUCCACUGUCAUUCUCCAAGAUCCAUUUGUUUUUUGCACAGGCCAAAUAGGUGAGUUGAAUAGGGCUGUGGUGGGAAUCACCACCCCUGCAUCCUUGAAGUCUUUGAUGGUGGCAGUAAUCUCUGCAAUCCUUCCAGGAGUGUGCUAUUACUUUUGGUUUAUUAUUCUCCUAGGUAGGGGCAGUUCUAAUGGCUUCCACUUGGCUUUUCCUAUCAUAAUAGCUUUCCUCCACUAGUUAGAGAUACAAUGUGGGGGUUCUGCCUGCUGCUGCGUAUAUCUAUUGCAAUUAUGCAUAUCUGGAAAUAGGGAAAUCACUACAGGAUUAGUGUCAGUUGAGAGCCAGUAUCUGGUAAACCCCUAAAAGUCUGAUUAUUUCCUUUUCCCCCAAUGAAUAGUCACGCUUGUAAAAGGUCAUAGAUCCCUUUGGGGAAGACAGGGAGAAAGAUUUUCAAUAUGAAUUUUUGGCAAUGUAGUAGGGUCCUUCCUCAAGGGGACCUGGCCUCCCAUCAUUCAAGGGGUUGUGGAUAUAUAAGCUUGCUCAGAUCUGGGAAUUGAUCAAUGGACUGUGACUCUCCAUUCUGGCCAUUUGAGGUUAAACUGCCAUUCACUUUACCUAUAAUUCCUCCAUUUGUACAGAUUAUAUAAAGAGUACAUUUCCUAUCUAUUUCACUCCUAGUGACACCAUGCCUAAGUAACCAAUGCCUUAAGUCCAUAGGAGUCAGACGAUUCUGAUGACUGCUUUGACUCUGCUGUCCAGUAUGGUAAUCAAGCUCACCUUGUCUUGUCGAUUGAGUGCUGGCACUUGGCCCCUAUCACCACGGUGUCCAAUCAGCCCUAUUGUAGUUAGUUAGAUGUCUUAAUUCAGUUAGGGCAGUUUUCACUGUCAAAUCUGACUUACAUAAGAUAGAAAUCACAGCAGUCUUCAAGAAUGCUGGGGGGGGGGACCAAGGUGGCGGAGUAGUCAGAUGCUUCCUGUGGUCCCUCUUACAACAAAGAAUGAAAAAACAAGUGAACUCAUGAUAUAUGACAAGCUAGGAGCCCUGAACAUCAAAAGCAAAUUUGAGGAAUUGGACUGAACAGCAGGAGGAGUGAGAAACAGUUCAGAAGUAGCAUGGACUUUCCAGGCCUGACCCAGCGGGAACUGGCACCUUGAGGGCCGAUUCCACUGGCACGAGUGCCAUGAGGGUGAGCAGUGGUGUUUGGGACAUGUUUUCUAUAUCGGGAGAGAACAAACAGUGGAGAGUGUGCUCACCCCUCCAGAAUAAGUGAGAAGCGGCCCUAAACUAGCAAAUAGAUAAGUAUCUGUGUUUAGCCUGUCUUGUGGUUCCAAAAAUACUCCUUUGGAAAAAAUCUCUCACCCACGUACCUGUUCCCUUCCCACUCUGCACUGCGUCCCAACUGGCUGUAUCCCUGGGCCAGAAGCACACUACACUCGCCCUGAGCCAUUCUUCCAGCCUUGGAGAGGGAACAAAUUAACAAACAGGAAAAAAUAAUCUGCCAGCUUAAGCCAGGAACUCGGCAGAAAAAACUCCUUUGCCUAGGUACAGGCAUAAGGGGUCCACAGACUUUGAAUGCAUUUUGCCCCUGCAUAGACCUGUGUGGGCCCAUUUCAACAGCAUAGGCCCUCAUUUGCACAGUACAACAAGGUAUAUACCUGAAGUCUAACUUCAACUGUUUCAGCUACACGUUGGAGAGGCAGAUAUGUGAUAUUUGACACCACUCUGCCUGUUAAGCAGGGUCCUCACCUACCCACAACGGGGUGAAGACUGGUGGCUCCACCCACGACACUAGCCACCCAUGACAGGGGCCCAAGAAUAAGUGGUGCCUCCCAGUCCUUACAACCAACGGCAUUGGGUGCGCAUAGUCCAGCUGCAAAACCCACCCAUCUGUGUGCUUUAGGGAACAGGAAUAUGCUUUCCUCACAGACACUCCAGGGCAGUUGUCAGCACCCUGCCUUGCUCAGCUCAUGACCCCCUACUGCACUCAGAUACCUGUCCCUACAUCAAUCACCCCUGCUUGUCUAGGAUUGUAGGUGAGAGCCUGCACCACACACCUGGUGACUGACUACCUGGACACCUGAGGUGAACCCAUACAAGAAAAGUGAAUGGACUCCAGGGCUCACGUACCUAGGAACAGCUCUAACCACAUGACAGCAGGACAUUAGAGCUUCAGAGGUGCCAAUAAUCAAACUAGCUAACUCAAGCAGCCUAUUUGGGCAUAUCAAAACAAAACAAGAAGCUAGGACACAGUAAGCUCAAAGACAACAGUCAACAUCAAAUCACAUAAAGAGACAGACCACAGAGGCUUAAGCAAGCUUCCAAAAAAUCAAGAAUAUCUGGAUAAAGAGAACUUCCUGGAGAGUGGGGCCCAGAUGGCGGAGUAGUCAGACACUUCUGGUGAACCCUAUUACAACAACAACAACAAAAAAGUGAACAGGUUACAUUUAUGACAAGCUAGAAGCCCUGAACAUCAAAGGCAAAGUUAGAAAAUGGACUGAGCGGAAGGGGGAGGAAGAGAUGGUUCAGAAGCAGAGAGGAAUUGCUGGACCUGAAGUCGGGGGAAACCUCAGGCACCAUUCCUGGGAGGGGCUGCCAGCAGGCUAAUGGUCAACUACCAGAGAGAAACAUCCAGCUCCACAGCAUACUAACACCUCCGGAACUGGAGAAGAACCGUGCUCUCGGCAAAAGCUAAGUACUUGUGUAUAUUUUACCACCCCUCCUGCCCCGAAGCCCAGCUUCAGUGGCUGUCAAUUUCCCUGGGCCUGAGAUAGGUCCUGUUGUGUGCUCUGAGCCAUUCACCUGGCCUUGGAGAAGGAAUAAAUUUACAAUUUGGAAAACGAUAAUCUGCCAGCUCCACUAAUCUGGGGAGCUCAGGACAGAAGCAGCUCCCGUCCAGGCAUAAAUGGUCUGUGGACAUUGAAUACCUUUCCCUCCUUUAUGGACCUUUGCAGGCCUGUCAGGAGAAUAGGCCCUUGUUGGGAGACUGCAACUGUUUCAGCUGUGAGGCAGAGAGGUGGGUGUUUGAUGUUUGACACCUCUUUGCCUAUUAAACAGGGUCCUCACCUACCCAUAUCAGGGGCCUAAGGACUGGUGGCUCCACUCAGGUCACCCAGCCACCUGCGGCAGGGGUCCAAGGAUAACUGGUACUUACCAUUCCUUACAACCAAAAGCAUUGGAUGCCCAUGGCCCAUCUGCAGAACCCACCCACCUGUGUGCUCCAGGGAAAAGGGAUGCACUUUCCUCACAGACACUUAGGUGAUGGUUGUCAUCCCCCUCCCAUGUUCAGAGCGUGACCCCCUGCUGCAAACAGAUACCGGUACCUACAGCAAUCACCCCUGCCCCCAACACUGUAGGACAUAGCCUGUACAACACACUUGGUGAUCAACUACCUGGACACCUGAGCUGAGUCCAUACAAGAAAAGUGAAUGGACUCCUAGGCUAAUAUACCUAAUCAAGCUAGCUCACUCAAGCAACCUAUUUGGGUAUAUCAAAACAAAACAAAGCAAGAAGCUAGGAUACAGCAAGCAAAAAUAAAAUAAACUAGUACAAUAACUUAUAGAUGCCUCAGAGAAAACAGUCAAUGUCAAAUCACAUGAAGAAGCAGAAUGAUCGCUUCAACAAGUUCUCAAAACAAUCAAGGGAUCUUCUGGAUGAAGGUGCCUUCAUGGACUUACCAGAUGCAGAAUACAGAAGAUUAAUAUACCGAACUCUUCAAGACAUCAGGAAGGAGAUCAGGCAAUACGCAGGACAAGCCAAGGAACACACAGAUAAAGCAGUUGAAGAAAUUAAAAAGGUUAUUCAAGAACAUAAUGAAAAAUUUAAUAAGGUGCAACAAUCCAUAGACAGCAACCAGAAAUUCAGAAGCUUAACAAUAAAAUUACAGAAUUAGACAACUCAAUAGAAAGUCAGAGGAGCAGAAUUGAGGAAGUGGAAGGCAGAAUUUAUGAGAAUGAAGAUAAAGCACUUGACACCCAUAUACUGAAGAAAAAUCAGAUAAAAGAAUUUUAAAAAAUGAAGAAACCCUAAGAAUCAUGUAGGACUCUAUCAAGAGAAAUAACCUAUGAAUGAUUGGAGUACCAGAACAGGGAGGGAUAACAGAAAAUACAGAAAGAAUUAUUGAAGAUUUGUUGGCAGAAAACUUCCCUGAUAUCGUGAAAAAAUGAGAAGAUAUCUAUCCAAGAUGCUUACUGAACUCCACAUAAGGUAGAUCUUAAAAGAAAGUCACCAAGACAUCUUAUAAUCAAACUUGCCAAAACCAAAGAUAAAGAGAGAAUUUUAAGAUCAGCUAGGGGUAAACGAAAAGUCACCUACAAAGGAGAGUCAAUAAAAAUAAGCUCGGACUGCUCAGCAGAAACCAUGCAGGCAAGAAGGCAGUGUGAUGACUUAUAUAAAGCAUUGAAGGAAAAAAAUAUCCAGCCAAGAAUCAUAUAUCCAGCAAAACUGACUCUCAAAUAUGAAGGUGAAAUUAGAACAUUUCCAGAUAAACAGAAGUUUAUGGAAUUCUUAAAAACCAAACCAAAACUACAAGAAAUAGUACAGGGAAUUCUCUGGUUAGAAAAUCAAUAAUAUCAGAUCUCAACCCAAGGCUAGAACACUGGACAGAGCAAUCAGAUGUCAAACCAGACACAAAGAAAUCAAGAUUAAAAAAAAAAAAUGCUCAAAACAGGGAAACAGUGAUGUCAUUAUGUAAAAGAAGACAAUAUAAAAACAAUAAAGAAGGACUAAGAAAUGUAGUCAUAGAUCUUUCAUAUGGAGAGCAAGACAAGGUGAUAUAAAGAAAUAAAAGUUAGCUUUAAACUUUUUUUAAAAAACUUAGAAAAAUAGGGAUAAAAUUAAGGUAACCACAAGGGAGACUAACAGUCCUACUCAUCAAAAUAAAAUACAAGAAAAAAAUAGAGACCCAACAGAAAUAAAAUCAGCUACAAAGAAUAAGAGGAAAAGACAAUAUAUAAAGAUAAGCUACUCAGCACAAAAAAUUAAGUGGGAAAAAGAAACCAUCAACAACACACAAAACAAACAUCAAAAUAACAGCAUUAAACUCAGACCUAUCCAUAAUUACCCCGAAUAUAAAUGGACUAAUUUCAUCAGUAAAGAGACAGAGAGUGGCAGAAUGCAUAAAAAACCUGAUCCAUCUAUAUGCUUCCUACAAGAGACACACCUUAGAUUUAGAGACACAAACUAAAAUUCAAAGGAUGGAAAAAAAUAUAUAUCAAGCAAACAACAAUCAAAAAAGAGCGGGAGUGGCAAUAUUAAUUUCUGACAAAAUAGACUUUAAAGUUAAAUCCAUUAGAAAGGAUAAGGAAGGACACUAUAUAAUGAUUAAAGGGACAAUACACCAAGAAGGUAUAGCCAUAUUAAAUAUUUAUGCACCCAAUGACAGGGCUUCAAGAUACAUAAAACAAACUAUCAGCAUUGAAAAGUGAGAUAGACAGCUCCACAAUAAUAGUAGGAGACUUCAACACGCCACUUUUGGUGAAGGACAGGACAUCCAGAAAGAAGCUCAAUACAGACACGGAAGAUCUAAAUGCCACAAUCAACCAACUUGACCUCAUAGACAUAUACAGAACACUCCACACAACAGCAACCAACUAUACUUUCUUUUCUAGUGCACAUGGAACAUUCUCUAGAAUAGACCACAUAUUAGGUCAUAAAGCAAGCCUUAGCAGAAUCCAAAACAUUGAAAUAUUACAAAGCAUCUUCUCUGACCAUAAGGCCAUAAAAGUGGUAAUCAAUAACAGGAAAAACAGGGAAAAGAAAUCAAACACUUGGAAGCUGAACAAUACCCUGCUCAAAAAAGACUGGAUUAUAGAAGACAUUAAGGAUGGAAUAAAGACAUUCAGAGAAUCCAAUGAGAAUGAAAACACUUCCUAUCAGAACCUUUGGGACACAGCAAAAACAGUGCUCAGAGGUCAAUUUAUAUCAAUAAAUGCACAUAUACAAAAAGAAGAAAGGGCCAAAAUCAAAGAAUUAUCCCUACAACUUGAACAAAUAGAAAGCAAAAAAAGAAACCCUCAGGCACCAGAAAAAAACAAAUAAUAAAAAUUAGAGCUGAACUAAAUGAAAUAGAAAACAGAAAAACAAUUGAAAAAGUUAACAAGACCGAAAGCUGGUUCUUUGAAAAAAUUAACAAAAUGGAUAAACCACUGGCCAAACUGACAAAACAAAUACAGGAAAGGGAGCAAAUAACCCAAAUAAGAAAUGAGAUGGGUGAUAUUACAACAGACCCAACUGAAAUUAAAAAGAAUCAUAUCAGAUUACUAUGAAAAUUUAUACUCUAACAAAUUUGCAAACCUAGAAGAAAUGGAUGAAUUUCUACAAACAGACUACCUACCUAAACUAACACAAACAGAGGUAAACAAAAACCUAGAACAACUAAAUAAACCCAUAACAAAAAAAGAGAUUGAAAAGGUAAUUAAAAAAAACUCCCAACAACAACAACAAAAAAGCCCUGGCCUCAACAGUUUCACUGCAGAGUUCUACCAAACUUUCAGAGAAGAGUUAACACCACUACUACUAAAGGUAUUUCAGAGCAUAGAAAAGGACAGAAUACUCCCAAACUCAUUCUAUGAAGCCAGGAUAUCCCUGAUACCAAAACCAGGUAAAGACACACAAAAAAGAAAAUUAUAGACCUAUAUCCCUCAUGAACUUAGAUGAAAAAAAUGCUCAACAAAAUUCUAGCCAGUAGAAUUCAACAACAUAUCAAAAAAAUAAUCCACCAUGACCAAGUGGGAUUCAUACCAGACAUGCAAGGAUGGUUCAACAUUAGAAAAACAAUGAAUGUAAUCCAUCAUAUAAAUAAAACAGAAGAGAAGAACCACAUGAUCUUAUCAACUGAUGCAGAAAAGGCAUUUGACAAAGUUCAACACCUAUUCAUGAUAAAAACUCUCAGCAAAAUAGAAAUAGAAGCAAAAAUAAUAAAGGGCAUUUAUACAAAGCCAACAGCCAACAUCAUCUUAAAUGGAGAGAGCCUGAAAGCAGUCCCCUUGAGAUGGGGAGCCAGACAAGGAUGUCCUUUAUUGGCACUCUUAUUCGACAUCGUGCUGGAGAUCCUAGCCAGAGCAAUUAGGCUAGAAAAAGAAUAAAAGGGCAUCCAAAUUGGUAAGGAAAAAGUAACAGUAUCUCUAUUUGCACAUGAUAUGAUGUUAUACACAGAAAACCCCAAAGAAUCCACAAGAAAACUACUGAAACUAAGAGAUUUCAGCAAAGUAUCUGGAUAUAGGAUAAACAUACAAAAAUCAGUUGGAUUCCUCUACAUCAACAAAGUGAAUAUUGAAGAGGAAAUCACCAAAUCAAUACCAUUUACAAUAGCCCCCAAGAAGAUAAAAUACUUAGGAAUAAAUCUAACGGGAGAGAUAAAAAACCUAUACAAAGAAAACUAAAAAUCACUACUGCAAUAAACCGAAAGAGAUCUACAUAUGUGGAAAAUAUACCUUGCUCACAGAUAGGAAGACUCAACAUUGUGAAAAUGUCUAUCCUACCCAAAGCAAUCUACAGAUACAAGGCAAUCCCGAUCCAAAUUCCAGUGGCUUUUUUUAAUGAGAAGGAGAAAGAAAUCACCAACUUCAUACGGAAAGGGAAGAGACCCCAGAUAAGUAAGGCAUUACUGAAGAAGAACAAAGUGGGAGGCCCCACUACCUGAUUUUAGAACCUAUUAUACUGCUGCAGUAGUCAAAACAGCCUGGUACUGGUACAAAAACAGAUACAUAAACCAAUGGAACAGAAUUGAGAAUCCAGACAUAAAUUCAUCCACCUACAAGCAGCUGAUAUUUGACAAAGGCCCAAAGUCUGUUAAAUGAGGAAAAGACACUCUCUUUAACAAAUGGUGCCAGCAUAACUGGGCAUCCAUCUGCAAAAAACUGAAACAAGACCCAUACCUCACACCAUGUACAAAGACUAACUCUAAAUGGAUCAAAGACUUAAAUAUAAAAUCUAAGAUGAUAAAGCCUACAGAAGAAAAAAUAGGGAUGAUACUAGAAGCCCUUAUACAUGGCAUAAACAGUAUACAAAAUAUUACUAACUGCACAAACACCAUAAGAGAAACUAGAUAACUGGGAACUCCUAAAAAUCCCGCACUUAUGCUCAUCCAAAGACUUUGCCAAAAGAGUAAAAAGACAACCUACAGACUGGGAAAAAAAUUUUGGCUAUGACAAAUCCAGUCAGUGUCUAAUCUCUAAAAUCUACAAGAUACUGCAAAACCUCAACGACAAAAAGACAACCCAGUUAAAAAAUGGGCAAAGGAUAUGAACAGGCACUUCACCAAAGAAGAGAUUCAGGCGGCUAACAGAUACAUUAGUAAAUACAAUCAUUAGCCAUUAGAGAAACGCAAAUCGAAACUACAAUGAGAUACUAUCUCACCCCAACAAGGCUGGCAUUAAUCCAAAAAACACAAAAUGAUAAAUGUUGGAGAGGUUUUGGAGAGACUGGAACACUUAUAUACUACCGGUAGGAAUGUAAAAUGGUACAACUACUUUGGAAAUUGAUUUGGCACUUCUUUAAAAAGCUGGAAAUAGAACUAUCAUAACAAUCCCCCUCCUUGAUAUAUGUCCUAGGGAAUAAAAGCCUUCACACAAAUAGAUAUAUGCACACCCAUGUUCAUUGCCACACUCUACAAUAGCAAAAAGAUGGAAGCAACCAAGGUGCCCAUCAACAAAUGAAUGAAUAAAUUAUCAUUAUUCACACAAUGGGAUACUACACAAUGAUAAAGAACAAUGAUGAAUCCGUGAAACAUCUCAUAACAUGGAGGAACCUGGAAAGCAUUAUGCUGAGUGAAAUUAGUCAGUCACAAAAGGGCAAAUAUUGUAUGAGACCACUAUUAUAAGAACUCAAGAAAAAGUUUAAACACAGAGGAAAACAUUCUUUGCUGGUUACAAGGGUGGAGAAGGAGGGAGAGGAUAUUCACUAAUUAGAUAACCAAAAACCAAACCCAGUGCCUUCGAGUCGAUUCCGACUCAUAGCGACCCUAUAGGACAGAGUAGAACUGCCCCAUAGGGCUUCCAAGGAACGCCGAAGCUGACCUGCGAGACCUCACCCUCCUGGGACGUGAGGUGUGUGUGACUCCCUCAUGAUCAGACAGGGAGGUGGAAGGAGACCUGUACGUGAUGUGAGCAGUAAAGCAAGGAACGUUGCCCUCGCUGGCCUGAACAAGCCUCCCCGACCCCCCACCCUGUCAAAAAAACAUGGCCUCACAUCACUGGCUCCAUUUCCACAUAGAUAGUAGACAAGAAAUAUUUUAGGUAAAGGAAAAGACAACACACAAUACAGGGGACAUCAGCACAACUGGACUAAUCCAAAAGCUAAGAACUUUCCUGAAUACCACCAAAUACUUCGAGGGACAGAGUAGCAGGGGCGGGGGUCUGGGGACCAUGGUUUCAGGGAAUAUCUAGGUCAAUUGGCAUAACAAAGUGUAUUAAAACUUUCCGCAUCCCACUUUGGUGAGUGGUGCCUGGGCUCUUAAAAGCUAGCAAGUGGCCAUCUAAGAUGCGUCAAUUGGUCUCAACCCACCUGGAGCAAAGGAGAAUGAAGAACACCAAAGACACAAAGGAAAAUAUGAGCCCAAGAGAAACAAAGAGCCACAUAAACCAGAGACUCCAUCAACCUGAGACUGGAAGAAGUAGGUGGUGCCUGGCUACUACCAAUGACUGCCCUGACAGGGAACAGAACAAAGAAUUCCCGAUGGUGCAGGGGAAAAGUGGGAUGCAGACCUCAAAUUCUAGUGAAAAGACCAGACUUAAUGGUCUGACUGAGACUGGAGGGACCCCAGAGGUCAUGGCCCCUGGACUCUCUGUUAGCCCAAAACUAAAGCCAUUCCUGCAGCCAACACCUCAGACAAUGAUUAGACUGGACUAUAAGGCAUAACACAAUCCUGGUGAGGAGUGUGCUUCCUAGCUCAAGUAGACAUAAGAGACUAUGUAGGCAGCUCCUGUCUGGAGACACGAUGAGAAGACAGAGAGGGACAGGAGUGGGUUGAAUGGACACGGGAAUAAAGGGUGGAGAGAAGGAGUGUGAUGUCACAUUGUAGGGAGAGCAACUAGGGUCAUAUAACAAUGUGUGUCUGUUUUUGUAUGAAAGGCUGAAUUGAAUUGUAAACUUUCACUUAAACCAGAAAAAAAAAAGAUUGCUGGCGCUCCAUUCACAUUUGUUCUUCACCGUUGUGGUAAAAGGUGUGUCCUCUGGGCACUGAAUGUGUGGGUCUAUGGGUCUAACCUGAUAAAUCCACUCUUAACAUGCCAAUUUUCCUAAGUU
Loxodonta africana (African savanna elephant) is the source of this 16605-nucleotide messenger RNA. RefSeq names its product zinc finger protein 229. Bases 744 to 3068 code for a protein of 774 amino acids. The record is from RefSeq and is a predicted model, not a curated record. The transcript has 7 exons. Gene Ontology annotation, biological process: regulation of DNA-templated transcription. Lineage: Eukaryota; Metazoa; Chordata; Mammalia; Proboscidea; Elephantidae.